This is a messenger RNA of Nilaparvata lugens (brown planthopper), 3006 nucleotides long. RefSeq lists its product as uncharacterized. Gene Ontology annotation, molecular function: DNA binding. The transcript is spliced from 3 exons. Gene Ontology annotation, cellular component: nucleus. The coding region runs from base 655 to 2724 and encodes 689 amino acids. NCBI's taxonomy places the organism in Eukaryota, Metazoa, Arthropoda, Insecta, Hemiptera, Delphacidae. The record is from RefSeq and is a predicted model, not a curated record.
GGGCAAACUAAUACGUGAACAUAAGCAGGAUUUCAUCCUCUUUCGAGAACUGUGUUUGUUCAAACCGAACUGUUAUCAGUUUUUGCUGCACGUUGACAAUAAAUUCAAACAUGGCGAUGGGGCAUGUUUACGAAUUGACAUCGGGGAACGUUUACGAACUGUGUUUCGUGCGUAAACGUUCCCCUGAACCUUUUCAGGCUGUUAAGAUCCGCUUAAUUAUUAUGCAAUGAUUAAUUACGUUAGCCUACAUCCUUCCUUUGUACUUCAUAAUGACAAAAUAUUUACUUACCUAAAAUAUAUACCUAAUAUUUGAAUUGAAGUUGGCUUUUGCAAGGUUGUUGUCAUAAGAAAAUACAGAAAACUACAUUUUGUGGCCUAAAUUAGAAGCAACACAGAUUUAUCGGAUGUUUUGUAUUUUUUAUUCGCGAUUUCUAAGGUUUUGAUGAGGUGAAUUUCUGUUCAUCAAGUGCCAAUACUUUUUUCUUUGAAAAACUAGUUGACGAGUAGGCCUAUGAUUGAAUCAUUCUUCAGUUAUAUAGACUACAGAUUUGUAUGUUAUAGCUUACAAUGAGCGUAGUUCAGCCCUCAUAUGUGUUAGCCUUUCAUUCUAUUGACAUAAUUUUCAUCCUUUAAUGAAUUUUCUUUAUUUUUCAGAUGGUAAGAAAUUACGUUUGCAAAACUGAUAGAGCCAAGCUGGACAUAAAUGUAAUGAAAAGGGCUGUGCUUCAAGUAAGACUUGGGCAAAACACCAUACGAGGAACUGCCAAACUCUUUGGAUUGAAUGAUAAAACUGUUGGAAAUUAUUGCAAAAAAUGGGCUAAUUUGACCAACGAAGACCUGAAAACACAGAUGGAAAAUGUAAAUGUUGAGGCACCACCAGCACUAGAGACCCCACCAGUGCCAGAGGCCCCACCAGCGCCAGAGACUCCACAAGCAUCAGUGUCCCCACCAGCGGCAGAGGCCCCACCAGUGCAAGAGGCUCCACUACCACCAGAUGCCCCAACAGUGAGAGAAGUCCCACCAACUCUUGGACUGGUGCAAUUUGGAUACUCCAAACAUCUUAAUGUGUUCGAGCCAAACCAAGAAAAGUUGCUAGUGGAAUAUCUUCUGAAAGCUUCUGAUAUUUAUUUUGGCCUUUCACCUAAGGAAGUAAGACGAUUUGCUUAUACAUAUGCAGUAGCCUGCGGCAGAAAAAUCCCUCAGUCUUGGACCGACAAUGGAAUGGCAGGACCUGAUUGGCUAACUUUGUUCCUAAAACGGAAUAGGACACUCUCAAUUAGGGCCCCUCAAGCAACGAGCUUAGCUCGAGCCACAAGUUUUAAUAGAACCAAUGUGUCAGCUUUUUUUGACAAUUUGACAACAGCUAUAAAUAGACUUAAGGUUGGUCCUGCUGACAUUUGGAAUGUUGAUGAGACAGGUGUGACGACGGUUCAGAAGCCAGACAGAGUCAUAGGACGCAAAGGGUUUCGGCAAAUAGGGAAAAUGACUUCAGCUGAAAGGGGAACUCUAGUAACAGUGGCCCUUGCAGUGAGUGCUGCUGGGACAUUCAUCCCUCCAUUCAUUAUUUUCCCUAGGGUUAACUUCAAAGAACACUUUCUGAGAGAUGGUCCUGUUGGCUGUGCUGGAGAUGCCAACCCGUCAGGAUGGAUGAUGGAAAAAAACUUUUUAAAAUUUGCAAAGCAUUUUGUGACCCAUGUCAGGUGUUCUAUUGAGAAUCCGUGUCUCCUGAUUUUAGACAAUCAUGAGUCUCAUUUAUCAGCAGAUCUAUUAGAUUACUUCAAAGAGAAUGGGGUAACUUUGCUAUCAUUCCCGCCUCACUGCAGCCACAAACUGCAGCCUCUAGACCGCAGUGUUUUUGGGCCCCUCAAAAAAUAUAUAAACACUGCAUGUGAUUCUUGGAUGGCUAGUAACAAACGCCCAAUGACUAUUCAUGACAUUCCAUCAAUUUUGGCAUCAACUUUACAUGUAGCAGCUACUCCAGCAAACAUUAUGGCUGGAUUCAAAGUGACUGGGAUUCACCCUCUUAACAGAUUUGUAUUUUCUGAUGCUGAUUUCAUGCCUUCAUAUGUAACUGAUAGACCAGAAACUACAUCAACUACUAAUAUGACUACGAACGCUUCAGGUCCUAUCAAUAUUUUGAUCAGUAGCCCCAGGCCUUCCACUUCAGCACAAGUAGACUUGCUAAAUACUUCGCCCAGUAGCCCAAGGGCUUCCACUUCUGCACAAAAGGACUACCCCACACCAGAAGAACUGAGGCCAUUUCAAAAGGCAGGACCAAGGCUUGGCACUAAUAAAGGAAGGAAAAAGAGGAAGUCUGCAAUUUUAACUGAUACCCCAGUUAAAGAAGCCCUCAGGCAAGAACAGGAGGAAUCAAAGAAGAAAAAAAUUAAGAUACAAGAAAACAAGAAGAAGAAGUUAGUUAGAGAUUUAUUGGUUUCUAUGGAAACAGAAGAAGAAGGUAACAGCAGCAAAGAAAAAAUCAGGAGAACAACUAAAAAAGGAAAAAAAUUGGUCCACCUCAGCAAACUGAAAAUAAACCAGGAUUCAGAUAGUGAAGAUGAAAACUGUUUGUGCAUUUAUUGCUUGAAGCCAUUUAAACAGUCUAAAAAAGGUCAGGAAUGGGUUCAAUGUCUCCGAUGUAAAAAGUGGGCUCAUGACAAGUGUAUAGCAGAAGACACUUCAUUUUUCAUUUGCAGAAACUGCAACAGCGACGAUGAAGAUUAAUAGGCUAAAAAUUUCAUGUUUUCAGUUGGAAAACCCAUUUAUUUUUUAUUUAUCACAUACUGUAGCCUAUAUUGUCGUUAAUUUUCUUAAUUUUUAUUUUAAAACUGUGGUUUGAAGUAUAAAUAAAUAUUUUUAUUUGAUAAAAGAUUGAUUUUUCUCAUUUAUUUGUAUGCCUUAUAACAUGCGUAAAUGUUCCCCGCUUGAUGCGUAAACUUGCCCCGGCCCGGGGCAAGUUUGUGCACCUGACUUGGACUUGAAAAAAAAAAAAUUCUUGGCCAAAAU